Messenger RNA from Lizanozyma spartinae, 372 nucleotides. RefSeq lists its product as uncharacterized. The record is from RefSeq and is a predicted model, not a curated record. Gene Ontology annotation, cellular component: endomembrane system; membrane. Lineage: Eukaryota; Fungi; Ascomycota; Pichiomycetes; Serinales; Debaryomycetaceae. The transcript has a single exon. The coding region runs from base 1 to 372 and encodes 123 amino acids.
AUGACUCGCUCUCAAUUGGCCCUUUAUAAUGGUGAGGAUAAGCCAGAAAUGUAUGUGGCUAUCAAAGGGUACGUUUAUGAUGUCACUUCAAAUGCUAAGAGUUAUGGGCCUGGGAAAGCAUAUCAUUCUCUAGUGGCUCGAGACUGCAGUCGAAUGCUAGGGAUGAAUAUAUUGAAUGUUGCCAAAUUGUAUCCUGAGGAUGGAAAUUCUGCUACAAAUGAGCCAAAUCAUAGAAGAUCUGAGAUAGAUACUUGGUCCGUAUCAGAUUUAACAGAAAGACAGCAGGCGACUGUCGAUAAAUGGGAGCUUUUCUUCAAGAAACGAUACCGUAUUGUCGCGGUCAUUGUUGAUCACGGUUUUAAAACCGUUUAA